Messenger RNA from Pelobates cultripes (western spadefoot toad), 11778 nucleotides. The record is from the annotation of a GenBank genome assembly. NCBI's taxonomy places the organism in Eukaryota, Metazoa, Chordata, Amphibia, Anura, Pelobatidae.
UUUAUCUGCCAGUAAUGGCCGCUCAGUCAGUCUGCCUGCUCUGUCAGUCUGUCUGUAAUGGCCGCUCUGUCAGUCUGUCUGUAAUGGCCGCUCUGUCAGUCAGUCUGUAAUGGCCGCUCUGUCAGUCUGUCUGUAAUGGCCGCUCUGUCAGUCUGUCUGUAAUGGCGCUCUGUCAGUCUGUCUGUAAUGGCCGCUCAGUCAGUUUAUCUGUCUGUAAUGGCGCUCUGUCAGUCUGUCUGUAAUGGCCGGCCGCUCAGUCUGUCUGUAAUGGCCGCUCUGUCAGUCUGUCUGUAAUGGCCGCUCAGUCAGUCUGUCUGUAAUGGCCGCUCAGUCAGUCUGUCAUGAGUGAGGGUUUGAGGUCUCAGUAAUGUCUGUGGGAGCCUCUGGUCACUCCCACCUGUCACAUUUACUCCAUAUUGUGUGUGAUCUCCUCACCCUCUCCUACUUAAUCCAUUACAAUUCCAACCUGACUAAAGCAGACUAAAAAUACUACAAAUAGAGGUGGACAUGUUCUUUAAUUGCUGUGUAAUCUGCUGAACUCCUCAUUACUUAUUACCACUGUCACUUGGUCAGUUAAUCAAUAUGAUUUACACUGAUCGAUCCCUAAUUAUUAUUAUUAUUAUAUUUAUAUAGCGCCAACAAAUUCUGUAGCGCUUUACAAUGGGAUAUAUUAAAACCUUUACUACUUUUAAUAAAUAUUUACCAUAUUGAUUUCAACCUAUAUUAUAUGGCAUUGCCAAUCCAAAUACUGCAAACAAUAGAAUGUGGAAUUUGAAAUGUCACUAUGGCAGUGGCAUACUAACACCCUCACACCAUCACCCCCCUCCUUCCUCUCACCCUCACCCCCCUCCUUCUCACCAUCACCCCCCCUCUCUACCCACUUCCUCCCCCCCUCCUCACAUUACCUCCCACCAUCAUCCCUCCCUCUCACUAUCACUUCACCUCCCUCCUUCUCUCUACAUCACUCCCUACCCAUCAUCCUCUCCUCUGACCCACAUCACUCUCCUCAAACCAUCACCCCCUCAAUCACAGUAUUAUUCCCUCUCACCAUCAACCCCCCUCACCAUCACCCUAUCCCUCACACCAUUACCCACCAUACAAGCACACACACUGCAUCCACUACACAAACACACUGCAUUCACUAUACACACUACAUACACUAUACAAACAUGUUUCUGUAUGUGUGUGUCUCUAUCUGUACGUGUGUGUGUCAGUGUUUGUCUGUAUCUGAGUAUGACUGUGUUUCUAUGUAACUGCAUGUGUGUACCUGUGUCUGUGUAUGUUUGAGUAUAUGUGCAUACAUCUCAGCAUUUCGCGUACACUACACACAAAUACAACCCUUUAUCCAAAUGUCAACACUACAUAAAAACACACCACCAUAUUAAAAAAAACCACACUACAGAAAAAUGCAUGCUUGCAUUCAAAUGCCAAUACGUGCAAACACACCCAUACAUUCACUCACACAUUGUCCAUACAAAAACAUGCUUACAUUCAAACACACAAACACUGCUCGGUGCUAAAUACAUUAAAAAAAAUACAAACACUGCUUGGUGCUAAAUCCAUAAAUAAAAAUACAAACACUGCUCGGUGCUAAAUACAUAAAUAAAAAAAAAAUCUUUUUUUUUACAUUUUUUUAAGCGGGUAGGUGCCAAAUAUAGGAUCCGCCCCUGGUGCCAAAUGCUCCAGGUAGGCCCUGCACCAUGGUAAUUUUAGCCCCAGACAAUCUGUGCAUAUAUGGAGGUUGUGCAGGAGGGCUGGAGGAGGCAGCAUUUUGACACCUCAAUACCUUGGUUAGAAUGGGGAAGUGGGAUAAUACGUGUUUUAGCAAUGUGUAUUAUUUAUAUAAUUAUUUUUUUGUUUUUACAGUGGAAUGCACCACAUAUACACACUUCCUUGUUUCUUAGUGCUACCCUGUGACUUUUAUACUCUGGGCUGCAAAAGAUUGAUGGGAGUCACACUACCAGACAACCACCAUUAACUAAGUCCUCCUCCUGUUACUGAUAUGCCACAAGAGAUAUUUGGGAGAGACACAUUGCCUGCCUCUGCCCAACCCUUCACUUGGCAUGCGAAUUAUGGGAACAGGGCAGGACUAAGAAGGCAAUAGCUGUUGGUAACUUUGGGUGGAAUGUGUAUGUCCAUGUCUACGAUUGAUGCAUAUAACACUAUACCUGUAUGUAUGUAUAAAUGUGUAUUAACAUUAUUAGCAUUUAUAUAGCGCCAACAUAUUCCGUAGCGCUUAACAAGAUUAUAAAAGGGGGAGAUUUAACAAUAAAUGAGACUAUUACAAACAUUUUCAGGAACAAUAGGUUGAAGUGUACCCUGCUCAACUAAGCUUACAGUCUAGAGGAGGUGGGGUAUAAAACACUAUAGGACAGGAUGCAUGUCUGGAUAAAUGUGUGUGUGUGUGUAUGUGGAUGUACAUAUAUAUAUAUAUAUAUAUAUAUAUAUAUAUAUAUAUAAUCUUCAAAGGGUCUGAACCCACUUCAAACCUCACAGAAUGUAAUUUAAAGAAAAAAAAACCUGACUUAAAAAAUAAUGAGGAUUUAUUAACAGCAUAUGAUCAUACAUUGCAUAAGCCUGCCACAACGCCAAUGUACCUGAUUUUUGGCAGGUCCUAUCGAGUGGCGUACUAAGGGGAGGCUUGAGGGCUGGGGCGGUCCGCCCCAGGUGCCACUCACUAGGGGGGUGCACAGGGCAGACUGCAAUGCCCCUCCUGCGCCCAUCGCAGAAACCGGUCUGCAGCUCCGCAAUGUGCAAGGCUCUGAUUGGGUCUCGUGAGAUCCAUGGUCUGCAGCUCUGCCGGAAAUGAUGGCCACCGGACCACCAGGCAGCCCCCACUAGACCACCAGGGAUUUAAGGUAAUUUUUUACUCCCCCCUGCAUCACCCCCCCCUCUCCUCAUCACAUCACCCCCUCCCUCUCACAAUCACCCCCUCCCUCUCAUCCUCACCCCCUCUCCAUGAGCUCCCUUCACCCCCCCACCCAUCACCCCACCCUCCCUCAUCACCCCCUCCCUAUCACAAUCACCCUCCCUCUCACAAUCAUCCUCCUCCCUGUCACAAUCACCCCCUCCCUCUCAUCCUCACCCCCAUCCCGGAGCUCCCUCUCAGUUCACCCCCCCACACCAUCACCCCUUCCCUCACACCAUUAUCCACUAUACAAGCACACACACUGCAUUCACUAUACAAACACACACUUAUACAUGUGUGUCUGUGUAUUGGUAUAUGUGUAUCUGUAUGUGUCAGUGUGUCUGUGUAUCUGUUUGUGUGUCUGUGUUUGUAUCAGUGUGUCUGUAUGUGUGUGUCUCUAUCUGUUUGUGUGUCUCUGCCUGUGUGUCUCUCUCUGUGUCUGUAUGUGUGUAUGUUUUUAUCUAUAUGUGUGUUUGUAUCUGUGUGUCUAUCUGUAUGUGUCAGUGUUUGUCUGUGUAUGACUGUUUCUAUGUAACUGCAUGUGUGUACCUAUGUGUCUGUGUGCCAGUGUGUGUAUAUGUAUGUAUGUAUGUAUGUGUGCAUACAUCUCAGCAUUUCCCCUACACUACACACAAAUACAACCCUGCAUCCAAAUGUUAACACUACAAAAAAAAAACACCACCAUAUUCAAAAACCACACUACAGAAAAAUGCACUCCUGCAUUCAAAUGCCAAUACGUGCAAACCCACCCGUACAUUCCCUCACACAUUCUCCAUACACAAACAUGCUUACAUUCAAACACACAAACAGUGCUUGGUGCCAAAUACAUAAAGAUAAAAACACUGAUCAGUGCUAAAGACAUUAAAAAAAUUUGUUUUUGUUAAAUUUUGAAGGGAUCAUAGAGGAUCCGCCCCGGGUGCCAAAUGCUCCAGGUACGCCCCUGGUCCUAUCCUAGCAACCUAAUACCUGCUCUUAUGAAAUCACCCCACCUAUUUGGGAAAUACUUCCCCCUGGCGCUCUCUGCAGGCCAAAAUUAUAGAAAGCCCUGGAAAAAAUGCACCCCUUCUUGUCACAUGUUCCUCAUUCCAGUGCUUUAUGUUCUGAGAUUUGAAGUUGCUGUUUAGUGAGUGAGUGCACUGGAUCUUGUACGAUAUAUAAUGCUCUAACUCCCAAGUAUAAACAGAUCUCCCCAAAAUUAGAUUUGGAUGAAAACAAACAAAAUCAUUAAAAUCUCCAUAAAACGUACCUGAAAUCAUGCAUUAAUCCAGCCAGUCUCCUUAUGGCAACCCGAUCCACCAAACAAAUGUUUCUCUAUGGGAUUCACUUGAAUCCCAUGCUUCUCACAGAGAAGCAUUGAAAGAGCAGAGUGUCGAGCUUCAACAUGCAAGCCAUCAAAUAGAUUCUAUAAUACACCCUUUGCCGGAAGUCCCUAGUGGCUAACUAAAUGUUAACACUGUAAGCACUGUUUAUUUUCUGUGCAAAACUGCAGGAAGAGACGCUGUACCCUCAAAUCACUUCAUUCUUAGAGGGAAAUCUUAACAAGGGAAGGUUAAAGGAGCUUAACAUGUAUAGCUUGGAGGAAAGACGAGACGGGGGAAUAUGAUAGAACAUUUAAAUACAUAACGGGAUCAACACAAUAAAGGAGGAGACUAUAUUUAAAAGAAGAAAAACUACCACAACAAGAGGACAUAGUCUUAAAUUAGAAGGACAAAGGUUUAAAAAUAAUAUCAGGAAGUAUUACUUUACUGAGAGGGUAGUGGAUGCAUGGAAUAGCCUUCCAGCGGAAGUGGUAGAGGUUAACACAGUAAAGGAGUUUAAGCAUGCGUGGGAUAGGAAUAAUGCUAUCAUAGCUAUAAGAUAAGGCCAGGGACUAAUGAAAGUAUUUAGAAAAUUGGGCAGACUAGAUGGGCCGAAUGGUUCUUAUCUGCCGUCACAUUCUAUGUUUCUAUAUAGGUUAAAGAAGAUUGCACAGUCUGUACCUCCAGCCCACCCACUGAGCCCUAAUCGGGUUACCUUUAUAGGCCCCCCUCCCUUUCUUGUUCACAUAGGGAUGGUUAAUGGGUCCCAAGCAAAUUCAUGGUUCCUGGGCCCAUGUCUAUGGUGGCACUAAGACAUGCCACCAAGGUGGCGUCUUGUGGUUGACUCAGCUCUAAUAGGGAUAGAGGUUGAAUUAAUGCUACAGAAAACUGUACAACAACCAAGUGCAAAUACAGUGUAGGGUGCCAUUUUCACAAACACAGUGCUGAAUAUAAUUACCAACUGGAUGAUGAGCUUGUAAAACUCACGUAAAAAAAGAAAAGACAUAUCAUAGUGCAAACAAGCUUUAAUAACAAGAGAUAAAAAACAGAAUAAAAAUAGAACACACAAAUAAAAUGGCACAAUUCAACUGAAUCAAUAUGUGCAAAUGCGUGUUAGCCUGCAAUAGGCUGUUAAUAGGUUGUUACCCUGGAUACAGCAGUCUUUACAAGGUAAUUCAGGGCUUCGUCAAUAUCUCCUCCCUGGCUGCCAAUUGAUCGAAGAGAUUCAGCUAUCUCUAACUGCUAUAAUCCUUCCUGGGUAAUGUAAAGUGCUCAACGCGUUUCGCCUUUGGUUACAGACUUCCUCAGGCUAACACGCAUUUGAAAGUGGCGCCCUACACUGUAUUUGCACUUGGUUGUUGUACAGUUUUCCGUUGCACUUGUUUUUAAGGGAUAUAGGGAGUGUGUCCCAUUUGUAGCGGCUUGCCUGCACCCAGUAUUGUGGUUAUCUCACUAUUUCCAUUUUGUAUUGAAUUAAUGCUACUGCUCAGACGUGUAACUCUCAGCAUUAUAUAUCAAAGUGCCACAGACAUGGCACCCACCAAUGUCUGUCAUGCUAUGCCAUACAGUUAUUAAUAUAUGAUAUGCUGCCCCGUACUUAACGAUUUGAAAACAUGUUAUCUUACCAGUAUUGUUUUUCUGUGAGACCCUGAUCCACGCUAAAUAAAAUAUUACUACUGCCAUUAUAAGUGUUAGCCAGUUGCAUUUUGACUCAAUUGAAAUUAAUUUUAUAAAAGACACCCUCUCUCUGCUCUAAGCUCUAAAAGUGGCUUAAAAUUGCAGCUGGUUAACAAAUCAGUGAUUCAGAAUGUGAGUAAACUGAUAGCAGACGUACUAUAGAUGGUAUUCAUUUUUAGCACAAAACAGGAUAAAAUACUUAUCCCAUAAAAUGCUUCUGGUGAGGGGAAGGGUUAUGGAAUAAGACAGGAUACCGGAGUAAGACACUACUGAUUGAAGUGUCUCUAACUGGUGUCAGUGGUGUCUUUUUACAAAAUCACUUAAACAGUCAUUCUCCUGGGAGCUUUGAAAGUUUUUUUUUUGCUUUGCAUGUCUUUUGAGCAUUAUCUGUAUAAUACAUAAAAAAUAGAAGGUACGUUUUACUAAAUAGUUAAGUUUCCCUUUUAUCAUAUUAGAAAAUUAAUUGAGAGGAGAAUACUAUAGUGUUUGGAAUAUAAACAUAUUUCUUAAUGCUAUAGUGUUCUACGCACUAUUUAGAUUCAGUGCCCCCGAAAUGAAGUGUUUUUUUUUUUACUCCUUUGUUUUCAGCGUUGAGACUCACUCCAUGCAGUCACGCACUCUGCCUCCAGUGUCAUCCUCUUGCAAGCUGUCUCCUCUUCGUCUCGUCUCAUCCAAUGCUUCUCAUAGAGAAGUAUUGUGAAUGAGAAGCACAUGAGCAGCAAUUAUGAAUGGUAUCAAUCCAGCCUGGAGUGUGCAUUUAAAGGAAAUCUCCAAGCACUAUUGUAGCAGAAUGUAGAACCUCCAAAUACUUUUAUAUAUAUAUAUAUAUAUAUAUAUAUAUAUAUAUAUAUAUAUAUACUUUUUCAUACUUUUUUUGUUCGGGAGACUUCCAACGAACAGAAUUCUUUCAUCUCCAGAAUGAGGACCACCCCUGUACCCCAUUAGAACGUUGACACAGACUACUUAAGUGCGAAACCACAAGGGAAGUAAUUAAUGAAUGAUUCCCCUGGGUGGCCGGCAUUUCGUAUAACCGAACACGUGGCAGACAAAAGAGUGGUGGCCAUCUUGUCUCCCGAAUGUGGGCAGCAGUACUUGGUUGUCGAGUGGAACUCUUUUCGGCUAGGCACUCGCCCAAACGCCGGUAAAACUUAGACCGCUGCCUGUUCUAUUUCCAGACCACCUAGACGAACGAUGUUCGGUAUAUAUGAACUACCGAACAGGGGGAGCAUUCGUAUCCUGAAAUAAAUUCCCUUGCAUGGUGUUCGCACUGGAACCUCACGAACGGAGAACGGCCAGGGCACCUAUUUCCCUGGAACUGUUUUGGGCGAGCGUCUCGUGCCUGGCCCGUCAAAACUUUGCCUCAAUGUCAUUUCCGUUUCACCGGACCAAUUUGAGUGAUUCUUGUAUAUGUUAUACACUCAGAUCGAGGCUAUUGGGGAAUGUACUUUUUGUGGGGUUCCUAUGGGUGGGGGGUACUUUUGGGGUACAGUAUAUUUUGUUGGAUUUUCUGCACCUGAGAGAUAAUUAAAUUGGAUGAUUUUUCUCACGCAAUUAUCUCUCAGGCACAGAGGUUCCUCGGAAUGAAACCCUUGUAUUAUUGUGUUGAAAACCCCUUGUAUGGGACUGGGCAUAAACGCCGUGUGUGACUCAAUAAACUUCAGUUGUACUCCCAGAACUGUGUGUCGUCCAGUUGCUGGGGGGGAGGUGGGAUAUUUCUUUGGCGUUUUCUUUUUUACUGAUUGUACUUUGGUGGAUCCAGCGGAGAAGAGUCCCUUCUAGGACUAGGACUGUGCUACAACUAUAAUCACCAAAGCAGUGUAAGUCUCCCAUUGUUUGUUAAUCAUAGUUGUAAUAAUUUGUGAUAGUUAUCAUUGACUUAAUUUGGGUAAGCUAUACUGUACAUGUAAAUAAAAUAUAAAGGCUUUUUCAUUUGGAUUGUUUGUUUUACUGCUAAUCCCUCUUCCUUUAAAUCCAAAUACUCUAUCAACCUCUGUUUACUUGUGGCUUUCAGGUAUCUCUGGUGGUCAAUGUGGCCAGUGAAUGUGGAUUCACUGACGGUCAUUACAAGGCACUGCAACAGCUGCAACGGGACCUGGGAUCCUCACUCUUCAAUGUGCUGGCGUUCCCCUGCAACCAAUUUGGGAAUCAAGAGCCCAAUAGUGACCAGGAGAUUGAGAGCUUUGUCAGGAAGACGUAUGGAGUGACUUUCCCCAUGUUCAGCAAGACUGCAGUCAGCGGCACUGGAGCAAGCGCCACCUUCAAGUAUCUAAUUGGUAAGAGAAGUCACCAUUAAGUCUAGAAAAAGCUUCCUACAAAGUAAGGUUACAAGGUUCAAACAAACAAACAAACAAACAAAGGUGUAACCAUACCCAUCUAUUUGUCAGAGGGGUGCAUAAAUACUGAGCUUGAAAUUUGUCGUCUAACUUUCUGUAACUCAAAGGUCAGAAAUAUGGUACAGUUCCAGAAUUCACAAGUAAGAGAGGUUAUGGUGCAGAGACCACCCUGUAGUCACAUUCAAAGGGGAGAUUGGCUUCCAGCUCUCUUGGCAUGGGUAGGGCAGUUUUGUCCACUUUGGACCAGUCCAAGUGAUAAUGAUCUUUCUCUCUCCUUCUUGGAGAGAACUCAAUUGCUCCAUAAACUUCUCACACAGCCAAUUUCAUAAAGCCGUAAAUGGCUGUCUCAGUCAUUCCGCGUGAUGAGUGGAACUGCAAGUAUAGUAUACUGCAAGUAUAGGAAGAUAAACAGCUUACAUUAUGAACACCUGCUGGACAUUAUCUGCAUUAUUAUUCCAUUCUUGGACAGCAAUGAUAAGCUGUUUGGCCCUGUUCCCUUAGCCCACCAGUCUAUCAUGGCUGUCCAAGUUUGGAUAGAUUUUUAUUGAAAACGCAAAAGUGAAAUUCUAACUUCAGCAGGUGAGGAGCCGGACAUUUUGGUAAAAGAAGAGUUGUGGUUGUUAUUAAGCUGUUUGAAACCAGUUAAAAUAGAGUUUGAAGAACGGCACCCUAUAACUCCUUUCACCUUAACCUCUACAGUAAGCUGAGCUAGUUAUGGAGCUUAGCAUGUCCCUUUAAUGUUUCAAUCUUGAGUGUCCCUUUAAUAUUAAUAAGAAAUAGUUGUGUUUGCCCAGAAAUAAAAUAACAACAUUAAGUAAAUUUGUUAUGUCCUCAGGGUUAUUUACUAAAUUAUAAUUUGUUAGAAAGUGAAUUUCAAAUUUGCAACCAAAAACGUUAAACUGAAAACUUAGCUAAGUUGUCUAAUAUUAGACAUUUUAGACAAACAAAUUCAAUGCACUUUGACUUCCGUAUAAUUCAUAUUUUAGUAAAUAACUCUGUUAGUGUUAUUUUAUGUGACAUAUUAAACAGUUACUCUAAGCACCAAAAUAACUUUAGCUUAAUGAUGCAGUUUUGUUGUAUGGCUCAUGCUCCUGCAGUCUCAUUGCUCAAUCCUCUGCUAUUUAAGAGUUAAAUCAUAUUUGUUUCUGUUCAUAUAGCCCUAGCCACACAUCUAGUCUGUAUGAAUUUUAUUUUCCAUUUUUAAUCAGAUGUGACAGCACAGUGUGUUUAAUUUAGAAGUUUUAAUAUCCUGCUCUGUUAAAGGACCACUACAGCUUAAUGAAGUGGUCUGGGUGCCAGGUCCAACUAGGAUUAACCCUUUCGUCUAUAUUCCCUGAAGCUGCUAUGUUUACAAAUGAGUUAAUUCAGCCUCUAGUGGCUGUCUCAUUGACAGCCGCUAGAGGCGCUUCCGCGCUUCUCACUGUGAUUUUCACAGUGAGAAGACGCUAGCGUCCAUAGGAAAGCAUUGAGAAUGCUUUCCUGUGGACUGGCUGAAUGCGCGCGCGGCUCCUGCCGCGCAUGCGCAUUCAGCCGAUGACGGCGAUAUUGAGGAGGAGAGUUCCCUGCCCGGUGCUGGAAAAAGAGGUAAAUUUAACCCCUUCCACCUCAUAGAGCCCGGCGGGAGGGGGGCCCUGAGGGUGGGAGCACCCUCAGGGCAUUAUAGUGCCAGGAAAACAAGUAUGUUUUCCUGGCACUAUAGUGGUCCUUUAAUUGAACUUUACUCAUAUACAGAAGGCCCCUGCAGGCUCUAGCUGAAUAUUAACAGAGCAGAACAUAAGAAAUUCUAUAUUAACCAGACUGUGCAAUAAAGGAAAUUAAAAAAUUAGAUAUCUCUAUACAUGAAAUGUAUAGGGAGACUGUGUAUGCCACAUACAGGGGAGGUGUAGCUAGGGCUGUGUAAUAAGUGGGGGGAUGUGAUUAGCAGCCAAACUGUAUGCCAAUGAAGUGUUAUUGUGUUCUAAUACAGGGAUUCAAGCCCCCAUUCUACCCUUAGGCAAUAAUGGAGUCAUCUGUGAAGCACAUGGCCUUUCACCAGGCAAAAUCAUUUGGGUUGUUGAUAAACCUCUCCUCCAUUCCCUUCCAAUGCAAUCCCCCUUCCCCCAGGAGGCACUCUGGUUCUGUUACAUCCUAAGGGAUUGACUAAGGGAGGUGUGUCCAGCAGAAGGAGGGGCUAACCUGUUUAAAGCACUGUGAAUAGCACAUUGUCUCUCUCUUUGAAUUACAGUAUAUACUCGAGUAUAAGUCUAGUUUUUCAGCACAUUUUUUGUGCUUAAAAACACCCACUCGACUUAUACUCGAGUCACUGUCUGUAUUAUGGCAACUUAGAGAGCCGCGGCCGUCAGAGCCGUGGCAACGAUCCGCGCGGCAACCAGACCGCGAGACUUACAGUGGAGCUGACCGGAACGGAGGAGAAGGGAGCUGACAGGAGCUGCAGGAAAGGUAAGUAAAGCCCAUGCCACUGGACCACCAGGGAUUAAGAUAGCCCUCCUCCCUGACCGGUUAACAAGCAGGGAGGGGGACAAAAAAAAUUUAAAAUAAUUAAAAAAAAAAAUUAAAAUAAAAAAAAUUAAAAUAAUAAAAAUGCCCUCUCCCCACCCAGUUCACACACACUACACAAACACACACUCUUCAUUAUAUACACACUCUGCAUUAUAUACACAGAGUGUGUGUAUAUAAUGCAGAAUGUGUGUUUGUAUGAGUGUGUGUGUAUAUAAUUAUAAAAAUCACAGAAUUUCAUAGCCCCAAGUUUUACCCUCGACUUAUCCACGAGGCAUAGCAUAUUUCACAAUUGUUGGUCACAAAACUGCACUCGACUUAUACAUGAGAUCGACUUAUACACGAGUAUAUACGGUACCUCUCUUCACCUUCUCUCUCUCUCUCCCCUCUCCACACUAUACACACCCUCUCUCUCUUACUCUCAGCUGCUGAUCGAUGGAGUGGUAACUGUAUCACGUGUCUAUGCCUGUUUUACUAUGUUAAUUUAGCCUACUUUCCAUUCAAUCAAUGAUUAGUUUUAGUAGCAACAUAUACUAGCCUAUUUCAAAUGUAUAUGUAUUGUUUAUUUGUUUGAUUAGCCUUUAUUAAUAAAUAUUAUUGAAUUGUCGAAAGCAAGGAGUGUGGACUCUGAUUUUACACUCGGUUUUUAAGUUAUUAUUUUUAGUUAUUAUAAAUUCCAAGUUUAUUCCAACUUGCGAGUUAAACGUUUAUUACAGGCUGCAUAAACAAAGUGAUUUAACUUUCAUUUCAGACUAGUUAAUUAGGCAUCAUAAAAUAAUUUAGGCACUUUUACUCCCCAACUUCACAUUUUAGUAACUGUAAUCUACCACGUCUCUUGUAUCAAAUGUACCUUGGUGAAUGUGUUAACAUUAAAGGUGUUUUAAUUUUGAAUAUUCUCUUAGAAUCAUCUGGAAAAGAGGCGGACUGGAAUUUUUGGAAAUAUCUAGUCGGGCCCGAUGGGAAAGUUGUGGGAGCCUGGGGUCCUACCGUGUCUGUCGAAGAGUUGAGGCCUCAGAUUACUGAGCUUGUGAGGAAAAUUAUCCUGAAAAAGAAAGAGGAACUUUGA